AUGGCGAAACUGCGGAUUGUGUCCAACCAAGAGAUUCCCAUGGUCGCUGCUGUCAUUUUAGCGACGACAACUAAAACUUCUCAUAAUGUGCCAGCAUUAGAAGACGACGGAAUUCGAAGGAGGAUCCGUUCAUGGCUUAAACCACCUGAUCCGACCACGAACUUCAACACGGCUAUAGGAGCACGACAGGUAGGAACCGGCGACUGGUUUAUACACGGACAGGAAUUCGUGGACUGGAUGAAGGCGCCGGGUUCGUUUCUGUGGAUUCGUGGUAUACCUGGCAAUGGCAAAACGAUCAUUUGCUCUACAGUCAUCGAGACUCUGAAGCGUCGAGUUGAUUCCUCUGUUGCGUUAGCGUGUUUCUACUUCAACUUCAACGAUUCCGAAAAGCUGAUCUAUCGAAACAUGUUGCAUUCGCUCAUCUUCCAACUCUGCAACCGAUGCCCUGGCCCUUUGAGAGACCUCUACAAACGGACCAAUGACGGCUCACAGCAACCGACAGUGGAUGAGCUACUUGGUACCUUGAAGAAGACCAUCGGCUCCUACAGCCAGACUUACAUUGUCAUUGACGCAUUAGACGAGUGCAUCAGCUCAGAGCUAGGAGAAGUUCUCAAAUUCUUGGCCGAAGUCAAGAUUUGGAAUCUCAAGAACCUUCAUAUUUUGGCUUCGAGUAGACCUGAACAGGAGAUUAUGGAGGCAGUGGAUUCUUUAUAUACAUUCACUGUCGAUCUCCACGAUGCACAUUCUAGUAUCAAGGACGAUAUCUAG
Molecule: messenger RNA, 768 nt
Organism: Heterobasidion irregulare TC 32-1
Lineage: Eukaryota; Fungi; Basidiomycota; Agaricomycetes; Russulales; Bondarzewiaceae
Exons: 4
Coding region: 1-768 (255 amino acids)
Source: RefSeq, a predicted model, not a curated record